Pongo pygmaeus (Bornean orangutan) is the source of this 681-nucleotide messenger RNA. It is a transcript of the gene UBL5, whose product is annotated as ubiquitin like 5. Gene Ontology annotation, molecular function: protein binding. Gene Ontology annotation, biological process: protein modification process. NCBI's taxonomy places the organism in Eukaryota, Metazoa, Chordata, Mammalia, Primates, Hominidae. The transcript has 5 exons. The record is from RefSeq and is a predicted model, not a curated record. The coding region runs from base 359 to 580 and encodes 73 amino acids.
AAACGAGCUGGGCGCCGGCGCCUGACCUCUGACUCUCGCUCCACGCCCCUUCCCUGGCCACAAACCCGCCGAGGCCCCCCUCUCUACCCGGCGGGCCUACCACAGGCGUCCCCCUGCUAAGGCUUGGGACAUCGAAACCGUACCUGGGAACCGCAAACACACAACAGACGGCAGACCCGGAAGAACUUAUCCCAGUGUUGACCACACCCCCUGGCUAGGGGCAGGGCUUCCGGCCUCGAACUUUUACUUCCGCUUCCGGUUCCUAGUGUUAACUGCGACCGAGGUUCAGCGCUCGGGUGAGAAGCUGGUGGCGUCGGCAGGUUCCAGACGGUUCGAGGCGAUUCGAGCUCCAGCUAGGAUGAUCGAGGUUGUUUGCAACGACCGUCUGGGGAAGAAGGUCCGCGUUAAAUGCAACACGGAUGAUACCAUCGGGGACCUUAAGAAGCUGAUUGCAGCCCAAACUGGCACCCGUUGGAACAAGAUUGUCCUGAAGAAGUGGUACACGAUUUUUAAGGACCACGUGUCUCUGGGGGACUAUGAAAUCCACGAUGGGAUGAACCUGGAGCUUUAUUAUCAAUAGAUGAUAAUCUUCCUGCCCCUCUUUCCUCUCCCAUCCUCAUCCCCCACACUGGGAUAGGUGCUUGUUUGUAAAAACUCACCUUAAUAAAGACUUAGAUGUUG